AUUGUAAACAUCUUUUUUUCGCUGCCUAAUACACGUUUUUGUAUCUUUGUAGAUAUUAUUAAUUAUUGUUGUAUUAUCUCGGAUAAAUCUUUUUAAAAGAAAUAUGAAUGAAGUUAAUGCUGAUACAUGUUAUAACCUAUCUUAUUUCAAAGAUCUUAUGAAAGAAUAUAGAAAAAUAGAUGAUAAUAUUAUGCUGAAAUUGAACACAACUGAUACGCAUUCUAAAGAGGCUUGCGCGAAUUUUUUCGUAGAAUUAGCUGAUGCUUAUCAAAAGAGAGAAUAUGCUAUAGAUAAAUGUCUAAAAAUUUUAGAUGCUGAGUUGGAAAAAAAACAUAAAGCACUGGAAGAUGAUCCAUUUGAUAAAGAUUUAAAGAAUCAAAUGUUUGUUGAUGAAUCAAAGAGACGAAUGAUUAAUAAUGAAUUUACAGUAGAAGAUAUUGUGAGAGAAAGAAGUCUAACAGUAUUUAAGAACAAAUGUCGUAUAUUUCAUAUAUCAAAGGAAUUUGAAGAAUUCAUUAAUAAGAGACGAUAAAAAUAAACUUUCUUUUUUUAAUGUAAUAAUUUAUUAGCAAAAACACGGAAAUGCUCUAUAUUCCCUUAAAUUUUUUAAAUGGGUCGUAAACUCUA
This is a messenger RNA of Rhizophagus irregularis DAOM 181602=DAOM 197198, 627 nucleotides long. RefSeq lists its product as uncharacterized. The record is from RefSeq and is a predicted model, not a curated record. Gene Ontology annotation, cellular component: mitochondrial intermembrane space; mitochondrion. Lineage: Eukaryota; Fungi; Glomeromycota; Glomeromycetes; Glomerales; Glomeraceae.